AUGCUCGACAUCAUCACCAACACCAACGAAUCACACAAAGAAGAAGCAUUGAAAGAAAGAAUUCAAUGGGCAAACUCUUUGCGUAAAGUCGUGACACGAAAAGAUGCCAUCGACGCAGAAACCGGCGCUUUAAAGCAACAGUUUUUCAAACCGACGAAAAUCGUCUUCGAGACUUCCGGGAAGAAAUGGGGCGACGACCAGCGGCAAAAACUGUACGAAGGACUCCAUAUAUUCGGCGUCGGCGAGUGGAUGAAGAUGAAAGAACACUUUCACAACGAAUUAGGCGAGUGGACGACCUUGGAUUUGAGAGUGAAAGCGAGCAGGAUGCUCGGGACGCAAAGUUUAUCGAGGUACCCGAAAGGGUGGAAAGGAACGAAAGAGGAGGUGGAUUUGGAGUACGAGAAACACAAGGAAAUCGGGGAGAAGACGGGGUGCUGGAAAAGCGGGACCUUGGUGGAAGACGACGAUGGGAGCGUGGCGAAACUGUUGAAGGAGAGAGAAAUGGAGGGAAAGUAG
Molecule: messenger RNA, 516 nt
Organism: Bathycoccus prasinos
Lineage: Eukaryota; Viridiplantae; Chlorophyta; Mamiellophyceae; Mamiellales; Bathycoccaceae
Exons: 1
Coding region: 1-516 (171 amino acids)
Source: RefSeq, a predicted model, not a curated record